This is a messenger RNA of Eutrema salsugineum, 777 nucleotides long. RefSeq names its product 54S ribosomal protein L19, mitochondrial. Gene Ontology annotation, molecular function: structural constituent of ribosome; large ribosomal subunit rRNA binding. The record is from RefSeq and is a predicted model, not a curated record. Gene Ontology annotation, cellular component: ribosome; large ribosomal subunit. Gene Ontology annotation, biological process: translation. Bases 36 to 503 code for a protein of 155 amino acids. The transcript has a single exon. NCBI's taxonomy places the organism in Eukaryota, Viridiplantae, Streptophyta, Magnoliopsida, Brassicales, Brassicaceae.
CUGGGAACCGUGGAAGCUCUUUCACGAUCCCAACAAUGGCGGCUGCGAAGGACAUCCUGACACGGCGAUCCGUGGCGGCGACGAUAAGGCUAACGGUUCCAGCUGGUGCAGCAAGGCCAGCACCGCCGGUGGGUCCGGCUUUAGGUCAGUACAGGCUUAACCUGAUGGCCUUCUGCAAGGACUUCAACGCGCGGACUCAAAAGUACAAACCGGACACUCCGAUGGCCGUGACGAUAACGGCGUACAAGGACAAUUCGUUCGAGUUCACCGUUAAAUCGCCGUCUGUGUCGUGGUACAUCAAGAAAGCUGCUGGUGUGGAUAAAGGGAGCACACGUCCUGGGCAUUUGACGGUGACGACGCUUUCUGUGAGACACGUGUACGAGAUCGCCAAGGUGAAGCAGACGGAUCCGUUUUGUCAGUAUAUGCCAUUGGAGUCGAUUUGCAAAUCUAUCAUUGGUACUGCUAAUUCCAUGGGGAUCAAGAUCGUUAAGGAUUUGGAGUGAUUAGGUUUCAUUUUGCUUUUGCGGUGAGAGUGGAAAUCAAUCUACUUUUUUUUUCGAAAUGAUCUCUUGUGUCUUCUAAUAAACGUUAUAACCAUGAAUGUCAGAUUGUUCUGUAUCACUCCAUUUUUCUUGCUUGUUUCAAUGGAUAAAGAGGGAAAAGCUGAGAUUCGGUUUGUUACUUUGUUCAUUUGAAGGUACAAUAUAGAUUGUGUUUUGAGGCUGUUCUUAUAGAGGAACUUUUGAUUCCUAGUUCCAGAGAUUUAUGUUUCCAAAA